Populus trichocarpa (black cottonwood) is the source of this 727-nucleotide messenger RNA. Its product is annotated as protein CYSTEINE-RICH TRANSMEMBRANE MODULE 11-like. Lineage: Eukaryota; Viridiplantae; Streptophyta; Magnoliopsida; Malpighiales; Salicaceae. The transcript has 3 exons. The record is from RefSeq and is a predicted model, not a curated record. The coding region runs from base 258 to 581 and encodes 107 amino acids.
CUGUCCAUUUUCUAUGCAAUUCAAGUUAGAAAACGAAGGCAGAUUCCACAUUGCUUCUUUGAACAAAUGGAUUGAAUUAUUAUUGAAAGAAAUCCCAAUCGUCACAAAAUGAUGGGUCGUCUAGCUAGUUUUUCCAUGCAUGUCAGAAGUCGCCAUCGACGAAAACCUUAGCCAAGUCUAUAAAACAUAAUAUUUCGUUUCAUUCAUUUGGUUUUUCCAUAUACCAAAUAAGUUUUUCAUAGGUGAUCAUUUCAACAAUGAGUUACGACAGCAAAAACCAUAAAGCUUCCGCAGGAGUAUAUCCUCCACCAUCUACUUCAUGGCCACCAAAGCAGGAGGUGCGUCGUCGUCCUCGUCCUCGUCGUCGUCCUCGUCCUCCUACUACUCCUCGCCCUCCUAAAUGUUCUUGUUCACCAUCAGUGCAAGGGUACUAUGAAGCCGGUCCUGAUGUGGCACCACCUCCAGUUAGUGACCCUACGAAAUAUGGUCCUCAACACCUCCAACAGCCACCUCCUCCUCCUCCUCCAGAAAGAACGAGGGAUGAUGAAUUUUGCACAGGAUGUUGCUGCUGCUGCCUCUAGGACGCGUGCUUUUAUGAAUGAUUCUCUGUAAAAUUUGCAGCUUGUAAUUAUUUCCCUUGUGUUUCUUGUUGGGAAUCAUAAUUAUUUUCGCUCUUUUUAUGUCACUGUACGGACUACGUAUGCUUUAUCCACGCUAUAUUCUCCGU